AAAUAUUUCGAAUUACCAACAAUAAAUACUAAAAUGUCAGCCACCAACACAAAAACCACCAAAUCCGAUGUUUUUUUCGUGCCAAACGCGAUGGACGCGGAAUUUGACAAUUUUUGGAAAACGGUUAGCUGUUUCGCGGCCAACAACUUUCCGUUCGAGGAGCGAUGUGAGUUCGUAAAGAAAGCGGUGGACUGCAAUUCGAGCACGAAUGUAAUUCCAUACAUGAGACUGCUGGCCUGCGAUCUGAAGUGUAUCAAUCAGUUCCAGGAAAUGAUCUUCAUCGCCUUGUUCGUGGCGUUCUGCUUUCAGAUUUUGGUUAUACUAAUCUACACGAUCAAUGUUUACUAUAGUCCUGCUCUGAAGGCCGUAUCCCGAUUCCUUCAUAUGAACGAGCAUUUGGCGGGAGUUACCCUGAUGGCCUUUGGAAACACUUCCGCCGACCUAUUCGCCAACUUGGCCAGCGUUGAACGUCAUGUUCCGGUUUUUGCCAACAACUUGUCGUCAGCCCUGUUUGUGAUUACGAUUUCCGGUGGCCUAAUAUGCUACAUUUCCCCCUUCAAGAUGAAUUCCUACGAAACGGUCCGCGACAUUUUAUUUCUUCUCUUAGCGACUUUAUUGAUGGAUUACUUUGCAUCGAACCAUUUCACAUUGAGCUAUGAUGAGUUGAAAUUUUUAAUUGUACUCUUGGUUUACAUUAGCUACAUCAUUAUCAACGUGGCAGAUGUGUACUUAUUGCAAAAGACCAUAGCCUCAACGCGUGCCAAAAUGCAAAAACUUCUGGAUGAGAAGGAAACACCUGAAAUAGCAUUGAAACUCCAAGAACUCGAGAGAAAGCUGGAGUAUUAUUCACAGGAUACGAGGGUGGAGAUUUUGGAAAAAAGCAGUAGUAUCUCGAUAACCAGAAUACGCUACACCACAAUGAGAAUGAUUCGAAAUCCCCGUGUUAGCGUUAAUCGACGCUACACCCGAACUAUGAUGCUUGAUUACACGCAAUCGAAGAACCAAGGGAUCUUCAGGGAUUUCUUCCUUGCCCUCAGGCCCAUCAAGUGCCAGGCUUGGAAGCAGGCGGAACUUCUUAACCGGGUCCUACUGUUGAUCAGGGCUCCGGCCGUCGUCAUCUGCACCCUCUAUAUUCCCCUGGUGGACUACGAAUUGGAGAAACAUGGCUGGAACAAGCUACUAAACGCCAUCAAUGUAGUAGUCAAUCCUGCCCUAUCAAUAUCGAUAUUUUUGUCUUUUAUGCAUAGGAAAGCGAACGUUCUAUGGUAUAUAAGCCUGCAGAACACCCUGAUGUAUGGAGCCUAUUCCUUCGUACUCACUGUGCCAUUUGCCGUGUUCAUUCUCUUCCAUUCACGGACUGAUGUGCCACCAUCUUAUCACUGGGUGUUUACCAUAAUGAAUCUAACAGGAUCGAUGUUCUUAAUCUUUCUCUGCGCCACGGAAAUCGAUACAGUCCUCGAGGUGAUUGGAAACAUAUUGUCCAUAGAUGACAACUACAUGGGCGCCACUGUGAAGGCAUUUACAGGGAAUCUGGGCACACUAUUCGCGAACACCGCUGUGGCCAUUCAUGGCUAUCCAAAAAUGGCUUUUGCAUCCGCCAUAGGAGGAUCUUUUUUCACUAUCGUCGUCACUGGGAACACUGUGGCCUACGUAAGAAGUCUGGUGGGCAAUCGAUGUGAUGACCACAUAGAAGAAUAUGGUGAAAUCGCCUUCAUAUUUCUCAACAUGGCACUCUUUACCAUUUUGCUCUGGUCCACAACGUUGGGAUUUUUCGCCCGUCGUUCAAUGGGUUUGUAUUCGAUUGGGCUAUACGUUGUCUACUUGUUGUUCGUCACUCUGGUUCAUGAGGAAGUCAUUCAUUCGUUUAGUAAAGACGUUCGGGUGAAAUCAGCAUUUGGUGAUAUUUAGUUGAUAAAGUGUAAAUUAUUGAAGAGCUCGAAAUU
Messenger RNA from Drosophila mauritiana, 1943 nucleotides. Its product is annotated as mitochondrial sodium/calcium exchanger protein. Bases 34 to 1908 code for a protein of 624 amino acids. Gene Ontology annotation, cellular component: membrane. Gene Ontology annotation, molecular function: calcium:sodium antiporter activity. NCBI's taxonomy places the organism in Eukaryota, Metazoa, Arthropoda, Insecta, Diptera, Drosophilidae. The transcript has 7 exons. Gene Ontology annotation, biological process: transmembrane transport; intracellular calcium ion homeostasis; monoatomic cation transport. The record is from RefSeq and is a predicted model, not a curated record.